UUUACUUUGACUAUAUCAUGUCAUUUGACCAUCUUCAUCCUUUCCCCAUCAUUUCCAUAAUCAUAAACCCUAAUACUUCUCCUUCCUCCUCAGUACUCACUCUACUAGAUCACAGAUCUUCAUCACAGUUUGUAUAUCUUUGAAGAAUUAGAGCUUUACAGAAUAAUUCAUCAAAUUUUCGAUGAAUAUGGAUACAGCUCGGAGUUCUAGUAUUUUCCGUUUGCAAUAGAAGAGUCCCAUUCCAAAGGAUUCAAACAUGAAUCAGAGUCAUACGCCGUCGUUUCAUUACAGGAAAUUAGAAUCCGACUCUCCUAGACAACCGUGGAGCGGCGAUUUUGAUUUCGACGGCAGCGAUCGGAGAUUCGCAUUUUCACGGCAGAGUUCGUUUCAGCAAUCGGCUGAGCCUCACACGCCGAUUUCCUUAUUAACGAACGAUUCCGCAAAGCCUUUGCUUACUCGAACUGUUUCGAGCAUUGAUAUACCGCCGAAUAUUUAUCCACAACAUGCAUUUGGCAAGUUGCAGGAUUCGGAUGUGAAAUUUAGGAUUUCUACGUAUGCGUCAUCGGUUUUUCGAGGCGUGAUGUCUGGGAAUAAGCAGAUGAGGAGGUUAUUUAUGUUGAUUUCGCUAAAUGUAGCUUAUUCUACUGCGGAGUUGUGUAUUGGCCUUCUCUCUGGCCAAGUAGGGUUGGUAUCAGAUGCAUUUCAUUUGACCUUUGGUUGUGGCCUUUUGACAUUUUCAUUGUUUGCAAUGGCCGCUUCUAGAGAAAAGCCCGACCGCGUUUACACUUAUGGGUACAAAAGGCUCGAGGUCUUGUCUGCUUUCACUAAUGCUCUGUUCCUAUUGUUCUUGUCAUUCUCCUUGGCUGUGGAAGCACUUCAUGCAUUUAUACAAGAUGAAUCUGAGCACAAGCAUUACUUGAUCGUCUCUGCUGUCACAAACUUGCUGGUGAAUCUCAUUGGUGUUUGGUUCUUCAGGAACUAUGCACGUAUUAAUCUUGUCUAUAGAAAAGCUGAAGAUAUGAAUUAUCACUCUGUUUGCUUGCAUGUACUGGCUGAUUCAAUUCGCAGUGCAGGUCUGAUCCUGGCUUCCUGGCUGUUGACACUUGGGGUGAAGAAUGCUGAAGUCUUAUGUUUGGGACUAGUUUCCGCCACAGUUUUUUUCCUCGUCAUGCCACUCUUCAGAGCUACUGGUGGCAUCUUGCUCCAAAUGGCACCCCCAAGGAUCCCAUCUUCAGCCUUGAGCAAAUGCUGGAGACAGGUUUCAUCUUGUGAAGAUGUUUCAGAAGUUUCUCAAGCUCGUUUUUGGGAACUGGUGCCUGGUCAUGUAAUUGGAUCAAUUUUAUUGCAGGUAAAGGAGGGAGUUGAUGAUCGGCCUAUUUUGCAAUAUGUGCAUGACUUAUACCAUGAAUUAGGGAUACAGGACUUGACCGUACAAAUUGAUUAUACAUGAUCAUCAUCUUGUUUUCUUAAAAAGUACUUUGAAAGAUGCAGUUUACUGAUGGUAUCUUUUUGGUCAAGUAAUUGGUCCAUUCAUUGUCAGCGUGAGAGAACUUUCACCUCUAAGCUGCAACUGUAGUAAAAUGAAGACCUUGUGCUAAUGUACUUCAAUUUACGAUAGAAUGUGACAAAUACAUCUUCAGUCAGGUGCUCGCUUUUUAUCAA
Messenger RNA from Nicotiana tabacum (common tobacco), 1662 nucleotides. Its product is annotated as metal tolerance protein C2. Gene Ontology annotation, biological process: intracellular zinc ion homeostasis; transmembrane transport; zinc ion transport. Gene Ontology annotation, molecular function: zinc ion transmembrane transporter activity. Gene Ontology annotation, cellular component: membrane; Golgi apparatus. The record is from RefSeq and is a predicted model, not a curated record. Lineage: Eukaryota; Viridiplantae; Streptophyta; Magnoliopsida; Solanales; Solanaceae.